This is a messenger RNA of Acanthosepion pharaonis, 477 nucleotides long. The record is from the annotation of a GenBank genome assembly. NCBI's taxonomy places the organism in Eukaryota, Metazoa, Mollusca, Cephalopoda, Sepiida, Sepiidae.
AUGUCAGGAACAACGACUGCAACAAUUAUGACGACAAACUUGAUUACAAAAUCGAGUUUUCUUUCCCCGCAAGGUGGGCAUCACUAUUACAGUACAGGCAGUCAUUAUGACAAGUGGACAAACCUUUCCUAUGAUGACUUGCAAGCUCUCAUUGACUGUGGAGAUAUUCAGUUAUUUGAUGUGCGAGAACCAAAAGAGAUUUUAGACAUGGGUAAAAUUCCAUGUGCUAUAAAUAUACCCUUGGGACAAAUAAAAGAUGCCUUAGCAAUGGAAAAACAUGCAUUUUUUGAGUUAUAUCAAGUGGACAAACCUCAGCAACAAGACACCAACAUUGUAUUUGUUGGAUUAAGCCAUAUUAAGAGCAGUACAGCCCUGGAGCUUGCACAUAGAGCUGGUUUUAAAAAAGCCCGUCAUUAUUAUGGAGGCUAUGAAGAAUGGUUAAAGAAGCAACAAUCAGCACCACCCCCAUUAGAAUAA